AUAAUGAUCUCUUCACACACUGUGACAUGAUUGGCCACUCAUUGGCCACUCAAGUCAUUAUUUUAGAUAGGAAGGCCAAUUCGGUCAGUUGACCAUUCAACGUUAACUCGUUCGGUGUUUUAUCAACCUCGAGGCAACCCGAUUGAAUGGUCACCGAGCCUGUCAUCAAUUACCUGUUGGUUCCUAACCGCCAUUUUCUUAUAACAGACCCUUCGCACACCUCGCUUCCCUUUCCGUCUCCCCCUCAUCGUAGCUCUGUCAUCCAUCGAUCAUAUGAAUGGCAGGUAGCACAUCCCAGUUCUACGUUGAGGAUGAUUCACCGGAGAUCAUCUACUAUCCAUUCGUAGACACAAGCCUCAGCCCUAAUAUUUCUGCAGGCUGGGAGCAGGUUUACUCGGGUUCAGGUGUUGCCUCUUCUCCAGGUCAGGAUGGUAUAGGAGACAGUACACACUCUACUAGCCUCAAUGAGGCAAGCUUUAUGAUCAAAUGGAAUGGCACUGGUAUUGAUCUCCUGGGAAGUGCUCAAAAUGCAUCCUAUGAAAUAACCUUGGACGGAAUUAACAUCUCUCCCAAUACAUCUGACCCGGAAUCCAUCCUUGCAUCCUUUCACGAUUUAUCCAACACGAAUCAUACAGUGCUGUUGACGACUCUCACGAACCAAACUAUUCCAGAUUCAUAUAUAGCUUUCGACAAGGCUCUCAUCACCUACACAGCCCCCUCUGGCAUUCUCAACUCAACGAGCAACUCGACGAUCAUUGAUGACGAUAACGACAUUACAUUUGUGGGUAGAUGGAGUUAUGUGACUGACAGCACGGGAAAUUCUAUGCAUAUGUCCAACACUGCCGGUGACCAUGCUCAGACCACAUUCAUAGGAUCGGCCUUAACUGUCUAUGGCCUCGUGUCUUCGUAUUCUGGAAAUUAUUCUGUCACACUCGAUAACAUCACCACUAGCUUCUCAGCCCAAUCCUCAUAUAAUAAUUCAAAUGCGUUGCUAUUUUUCGCUACCGAUUUGUCUCAAGAUACCUCUCAUACAGUCAUCUUCACCAAUACUCAGAACACAACCUUUGCUGUGAGGGCUGGUGGGAUGAACGUCACCACCUUCGGCAAUGCCACCAUAAAUACUGCCAUCUUGUCCUCAUCAAGCAACCCGACUUAUCCCGGGACAAUUGCCGCUGUUGUACUCGGUGCUGUUCUGGUGGUCCUCAUAGUGUGUAUCCUCAUGUACUGGCUAUUUGUCGUCCGCCCGCGUGCUCGCUACAGGCAGAAAUCGAGCCACCGCUCCAGGAAAAUAAUGAAUCCAGAACAUGUCAUUGACAUCAGUCCUCCUGGCGAAGAAGAGACCGAAGUGGCAAGCUUGAGCACCAGCAAAGGGUAUGGAUUCGGACUCGGCCUGCAACGCACCUUCCCCUUUGUCCGCAAAACGAAAAACGGGAGCAGCAGCAGCGGUCAGGUUGACAACACACGCUCGCGUUCCGUGUCCCACGUUGCAAUGCCACCUGAGGAGCGAGAUGUUGACAAGCGCUUCUCGACCAACACCCUCACCGUGGAAUUCACUGCCUUGGGUUUUCCGCCGGAAUCUGAGAAACUAGCGCCAGGCUGGAGUAAUCCAAUUGCACGCACGUCGCUUGGUUCUAUGGGAAAAGGACACGCACGAAUAGGAAGCCACAGAUUGGCACUUCCGGAACUGUAUGUGGAAGGGGUGGCCGCAGAAGACGUGUAUGAUGACGACGCGGAUGCCAAGACCCUUACGUCAAGGCAAGACGAAACGCUUGCUGCAACCCUUUCCCUUAGCCCGCGAACGUCGGAAGCGCCAGGCCUCUUCGUUUCCGCUGUGCGCUCGAUUGCGGGGAUUGAGUGUGCCGUAACGGAGACCGAUGACAGGGAGUCCUCCGUGCCGUCUCGGCCUGGCUCGCGAUUUCUGGAAGUGAGAGAGACCAGCCCGUUCAGGAUAGAUGUUGGAGCUAUCCUCGGCCAGUUUAGGGGACGUCAAGAUUCACGUCGGACGAGUGGGAGUGGGAGUAGUAGUUGGUCUCGGGUUUGUGCCAGACUCUACCGAAAAGCUCACAGAGACGACGGGAAGCAGAGUAUUCACGAGCACAAGCUUGAGAACCCCAGUCCUGAGUUGGUCCCCGUCGUUAUGCUCGAAUCGGGAUCGGGAUCAGAGCCGCCUCCAAGCGAGAAUGCGCCUGCUUCAGGCACUUACUCCUUCCUUGACUUCACCUCGUCCCAUUCAUCAUCACGUCGGCAAUCAAAGACUACCACGCUAAGCUCAGCCGCAGUCGAGUUGGGGCACGACAGAGCCCGUACACCAUGGAGCGAUAGCACGUCCAUACGGAUGGUGCGCAUUGAACGCGAUAAACCUAGUGACGUAAUGCAUUCUGGACCCGAUGCGCCUUCCACUGUGUCUCAGGGAUCUCCCAAUGAUAGUCCUUCAGAUAAAUCCAAUGCUCAUUCUUCGCCGUCUGCACCUGCUACACACACUACUCAUGGAUCCUCGUUUCCCUUCCCUAUCACUAUUCCGCCCUCAACGCAUAUGCCGCACCCCUUUAAUAUCAACUACCAGCGCGAAAGCGACCACGAGGAACUCUCACCUCCUCCUCCACCAUCACCUCCCGUGCCCCGGCAAGCGCAGGUUCCAGAAAUCCGACAUUCAGGUCUCCCAUCAGAUGCAAAUGCUCCCACCUCUCCCACCGAAAGCGUGCCCUUCUCUGUAUCCGACAUCUAUUUCCGACAUAGUUAUUCCGAUUACAAUGACAUUGACUCGCGAAGAGAAAGUGCAGCCUCCACCCUACCUCCACAUCCGCCUCUCCCUAGCCCGCAGCCGAAUACUCCACCGCCGUACAUUGUACAGCGUGUACUUGGAAUGACGCCCGUUACCCCACACUCUCUUGCGGCAGGUCCCGCAGGCCAUUUGUCAUCAAUAAUUGCGGAGCGGGUAUUGCGACCUGGAACAUCUCCUCUGGGAUCUUCUUCUAGAGCUCCUUAUCGGAUGGGCACAUUGAUUGGUCCUAGACCUCGGCCUUCCACAUCUGGAUCACCAAACUUGCGACUACCUCUACAAGGCUCGUGGAGCCGUGAAAAGAGAAACAAUCAUCCAUAAUACAUAGGCGGCUAUUUUGUCAACGAUAACCAAUUGAAUGAUGACAAUUUCUUGGACGAUAUAUCUUAUGCUUCUCUCAUUUACUCGCUGGAUAGAUCAUGCUCUGGUCUCACAGAACGAUCUCGUUGUCACUCCCUUUGGGUUAUCAUUCACGCAUUUGUACCCUACUACUGCAAAGUUUUUUUUCCACAAUUACAUUUUUGUUUUCCGU
Molecule: messenger RNA, 3311 nt
Organism: Suillus bovinus
Lineage: Eukaryota; Fungi; Basidiomycota; Agaricomycetes; Boletales; Suillaceae
Exons: 5
Coding region: 278-3100 (940 amino acids)
Source: RefSeq, a predicted model, not a curated record